UGGAUUAAGGCCAUGGUUGAAAUACUUCGGUUGUCUGUUUGUCAGCAGAAUGGGCAGGUCAAAUAAGCACUGAUAGUCAGUUUAAACAUUAACUUGCAGGACGAGAGUAGAGUUGACUGUUGGUGGCUGGACGUUGCUUUAUAAAGCCUGAUCUCUGUCUGUCUGCCUGUCUGCCUGUCACGCUGCACAGGAACAUCAGAUAGGCCUACCGAUAUGAGCAACUUCGGACAGAUCCUGAAGGAGAUCGGGGAGUUUGGUUUGUUUCAAAAACGUUUAGUGGCCACAUUAUGCAUCCCAAGCAUAUUUUCGGCUUACGACGUGAUUGGUCAGGUGUUUACAGGAAUGAGCUUUCCACAUCAAUGUAACACUGACUGGAUCUUGGCGCCUGGGCCGAACCUGACAGAUGACAGGCAAAGAAAUCUCACCAUCCCGAUGAACAAGGAUGGGAGGUAUGAAAGUUGUGAAAUGUUCACACCUGUGGAUUUGGAUUUGGCAACCAUUGAAGCGUAUGGGAUUAACAGCACAACUGGAUGCAUAAAUGGAUACGAAUUUGAGGCAACUGCCUCGACCAUUGUCACAGAGUUCAACCUGGUGUGUGACAGGAGCAGUCUGAUUGCAGCAUCCCAGUCCAUCUACAUGGCCGGGCUGCUGGUUGGAGCGCUGGUGUUGGGGCCGAUGGCUGACAGGUUCGGUCGGCGCGUCGUGGUCAUGUUCUCUCUUCUUUUCCUACUGUUGUUCGGGGUCGGUGUUGGUUUCUCACCCAACAUCUAUGUUUAUGUGGUUCUUAAAUUUUUAGGUGGCAUCUCCAUUUCAGGCAUCCUUGCUAAUGCAUUUGUGAUAGGUGGAGAGUGGAGUAAUGCGUCCAAGUUUGCAGUCUGUGCCAUUAUCUGCCACACUGCUUUUCCUCUUGGACUGAUCCUAUUGUCUGGCAUUGCAUAUUUGAUCCCCAACUGGAGGAUCCUGCAGAUGGUGCUCUUCACCCCACUCGUUGUGGUCCUGCCAAUUUUUUACUGGAUUCUUCCAGAGUCAGCUCGCUGGCUCAUCACCCAGGGCAGGAAGGAGGAGGCCAUAAAGGAGAUCCGGAAGGCAGCCAAGGUGAACAGGCGGAAGGUCCCCGAAGAUCUGCUGAACAAGCUGGAGACUGACGGUACAUCCAAAAGAGGAAGCAUGUUGGACAUCUUCAGGAUACCAUAUCUGAGAAAACGUUCAUUUAUAACAUGUUUUGUUUGGUUUGGAACAAGUCUGGUAUACUAUGGACUGAGCCUGAAUGUUGCCAAUUUUGGCCUCAAUAUCUACCUCACACAGUUCAUCUUUGGCCUAGUCGAAUUUCCUGCACGUCUAGGCAGUUUGGCUCUCAUCCAACACUUUGGAAGGAAAAUGUGUGAAGCAGGGGUCCUGUUUUUUGGAGGUGCAGCUUGUCUUGGUCUCCUUGCUAUUCCUAAAGACCUUCCUGUGGUGGCAACAGUCAUAGCUGUACUGGGGAAAUUUGCCGCCACUGCCAGUUUCUCAAUAGUCUAUGUUUACACUGCAGAACUGUACCCUACCACUCUAAGGCAGAAUGGUGUAGGUCUAAACUCUGUGUGUGCUCGUAUGGCGGGCAUCCUCGCUCCGCUGAUCCGGCUCCUGGGCGUCUUCCAUUACACCAUCCCCAUGCUCAUAUACGGCACCGUGCCCAUUGUUGCUGCAUGUUUGUGUUUAUUACUGCCUGAAACUCUCAAUGUUGAACUCCAGGACCACGCUGAGCUCAAAAAACCCGUGAAUGGGACAGAGAUGCACUCUUUUACUCAUGAGGACAAAUCAGGAAAGAGCACAAAAAUUUAUAAGCCACAUAUCAAUAUGAGCAACUUCAGGCAGGUCCUAAAGGAGAUUGGGGAGUUUGGUUUAUUUCAGAAACGGUUAUUAAUUGUAUUAUGCAUUCCCAGCAUAUUUGCUGCUUUUGACAUUAUUGGUCAGGUGUUUAUAGGAAUCAGCUUUCCACAUCACUGUAACACUGAUUGGAUCUUGGAGCGUGGGCCAAACUUGACAGAUGAGAGGCAAAGAAAUCUCACCCUGCCGCUGAACAAGGAUGGAAGAUUUGAAAGCUGUAAUAUGUUCACACCUGUGGAUUUGGAUUUGGAAACCAUCGAAGCGUAUGGGAUUAACACAACAACUGGAUGCCCAGAUGGAUGGGACUAUUGGACACCCAUGGGUGCUUCCAGCAUUGUGUCAGAGUUUGAUCUGGUUUGUGACAGGAGUGGUUUGAUUGAGGCAUCACAGUCCAUCUACAUGGCAGGUUUUCUGGUUGGAGUGUUGGCGUUUGGGGCAAUUUCUGACAGGUUUGGCCGACGCUUUGCAGUCCUACUCUCCCUCUUUCUCCUACUACUGUUUGGAGUGGGUUCUGCUUUCUCACCAAACAUCUAUGUUUACAUGGUCCUAAAAUUUGUCUGUGGGACUUCAGGAGGUGCCAUAAUAAUGAACACAUCUGUGGUGGGGGUGGAGUGGACUGGUCGCUCCAAGGCGGCUCUUUGUACAGUGGUUAUAAUCUCAUUCUUCUCUGUUGGACUGAUGAUGUUGUCUGGCAUUGCCUAUUUAAUCCAAAACUGGAGGAUCCUACAGCUGGUGCUCUGCAGCCCUCUUCUCCUUGUCCUGGGCAUCCUGUACUGGUUUCUCCCAGAAUCAGCCCGCUGGCUGAUGACGCAAGGCAGGAAGGAAGAGGCACAAAAGGAGCUCCGCAGGGCUGCAAGGGUCAACGGGAGGAAGGUCUCAGAAGAUCUGCUAGACAAGCUAGAGAUGGAGAGCACACCAGAAAAAAGAAACAUGUUGGACAUCUUUCGGAUCUCCUAUUUGAGAAAACGUACUCUCAUAAUGGGCUAUAACUGGUUUGCAACAAGUCUUCUGUAUUACGGACUGAGCCUCAAUGUUGGGAGUUUUGGCCUGAAUAUCUACCUCACACAGUUCAUCUUUGGAAUUGUCGAAAUUCCUGCAAACCUGAGCGCUUUGGCUCUUAUUCAACACUUUGGAAGAAGAAUAGUUCAAGCAGGCUUCCUGUUCUUUGGGGGUGCUGCUUGCCUCGUGGUCCUUGCUAUCCCGAAUGAUCUUUCAGCAGUGGUAACUACCGUAGCUCUAAUGGGAAAAUUUGCUGCUACUGCCUCUUUCAGCAUAGCCUACAUCUACACUGCAGAAUUAUACCCAACCAUUUUGAGGCAAAAUGGUGUAGGUCUAAACUCCAUGUGCGCUCGUGUGGCGGGCAUCCUCGCUCCGCUGAUCAGGCUCCUGGGCGUGUACCAUGACAUCAUCCCCAUGCUGAUAUAUGGCAUCGUCCCCGUUGCUGCUGGGGGUUUCUGUUUGCUACUUCCUGAGACCCUUAAUGUUGAACUUCAGGACCACACUGAAGUCAGAAAACCAGAGAUGGAGCCUACAGGGAACUAAGUCCACAUUAAAACAUUAAAAACCCCAAAACAAUUAGUUGACAUUAGUUUUUAUUACAUUGUAUUUUAUAAUUGGGUUAUUGUAAUAAAUACAUUCACACC
Molecule: messenger RNA, 3509 nt
Organism: Etheostoma spectabile (orangethroat darter)
Lineage: Eukaryota; Metazoa; Chordata; Actinopteri; Perciformes; Percidae
Gene: slc22a13b
Product: solute carrier family 22 member 13b
Exons: 21
Coding region: 214-3408 (1064 amino acids)
Biological process (GO): transmembrane transport
Cellular component (GO): membrane
Molecular function (GO): transmembrane transporter activity
Source: RefSeq, a predicted model, not a curated record